This is a messenger RNA of Blepharisma stoltei, 219 nucleotides long. The record is from the annotation of a GenBank genome assembly. Lineage: Eukaryota; Ciliophora; Heterotrichea; Heterotrichida; Blepharismidae.
AUGCAGGACCAUGCGAAAAUUUGAGCAGAGCAAAUGGCAUUAACGCGGAAUAUUGCAUUUGCAAAGAAUUCGAAGAAAUUAAGAAGAAAUUUCCAAUAUUAUUUCAAUAAUUCAUAUUUACGAAAAAGCAAAUAUAAUAGAACUAAAAUACAUAUAAAAUUAAAAAAUUCAGAUAUAGUCAUUUGAGGAGGUAAUAAAAUCACUGGUGAAAGCUUAUAA